This is a messenger RNA of Paramecium tetraurelia, 1443 nucleotides long. RefSeq lists its product as uncharacterized. Gene Ontology annotation, molecular function: ATP binding; protein kinase activity. The record is from RefSeq and is a predicted model, not a curated record. Gene Ontology annotation, biological process: protein phosphorylation. The transcript has 3 exons. NCBI's taxonomy places the organism in Eukaryota, Ciliophora, Oligohymenophorea, Peniculida, Parameciidae.
AUGAUUAAAUCUCAGAAUAAUAAAACCAUCAUUUUGACAUAAUCUAUUUUGGAUGAUUCCUCAGAGUUUUGGAUUCAAAGACCACAAGCAAUGUUAUAAUUCUAGUUAUAGGACGCACUUUAGGUAGUUAACAGAAACAGAUUAAUUUUGAAAACAUUGAUGCUUGGGGGACAUUAUAUAAAAUAUGGUGAAGAAAAAUUUCUUGAUAUCAGAAAUAUGUUUCUCGAAAUUGUUUACCAUCCUCGAACUUCAUCUACGGGAUUUAGAUUAAGCAAGAAUGGCGAAAAACUGGAUGUCUAUGGGGAAGUGUAGAAUUGGGUUGAGAUGCUUAAAAAAUAAACUAUACAAUUCAAUUUACAAUAAAAAUAUAAAAUAAUCAAGAAAAUAGGAGAGGGGAGCUUAUUUCAAGUAUUCAAGAUUAAAAACAAAAUAACAGGAUUUUAAUAUGCAGUCAGAAUAUAUGAUAAAGCCAAACUACAUAGCUCUAAUUAUCUCCUUGAUUUGGUUAAAAAAUAAGUUACACUGUUGAGAUAAGUAGAUCAUUAAAAUUUAAUUAAAUUAUAUGAGAUCUUCGAAAGUUCAAAUCAUCUUUACGUAAUAUAAGAUCUAAUUGAAGGAGGCACCUUAGAGUGCAAAAUAUCUUAAAUGAAUUUUAACUAAGAACAAAUUAUAUUUAUUGUUAAAUAAACUUUAAAUGGUUUAGAAGAAUUGCAUAAGAAAGGCUAUAUUCAUGGGGAAGUAGGCUUAAAGUCAAUAGCAUUUAAGUCUUAAUAGGAUUUGAACUCUUUAUGUUUAAUUCAUUAUUCUAAAGUGAUGCUGAUGAAUGUUGCCAGAAACAAUAGUAAAAAAAUGGUUAGUUAAAGGACUUCUUUGAAGAAUGAUAAAACAUACAUUUCUGAUUUAUAAUAAUUGGGAAUUAUUUUGAUUAGAUUAUUAACUGGAUAUCAAUUCCAUCAAUUCAAUUUACCAAAUUCUAUGGAUGAGAUUAAAACCAUACUAAAUUUUAAGCAGAUAAAUUAAGAAUUGGAAGUCUUGCUCUAAUAAUUAAUACUUACUGAUUUUGAAACAUAAUUAAGCGAUAAUAAUACCCCUCUUGAAGUCUUAAAAAAUGAUAUAUUUAAAAAAUAGCUGGAACCUAAAAAUUUUAUUCUUAAAUAUUAGACUAUAAACGAGAAGAAUCAAAGGACGAGUUUAAAGCAUCUAGAUGAUGACUCAUUAGAUAUAAGAUCAAGAGUUCAUACUCUCCCGUAUCUUGAAAAUAGAUAGAGUAAUUCAAGGAGUUUGUCAAAUAGAAAACCAAAUGUUACACCUCUUAAAAUAUCAAUAUUACACAAAUUGGAAACAAUUGCUAAACCUCCAUCACAAUCAUCAGAAAGAAGAUAAAGUAAUUUAUAUCAAUUGCCAAGAAUGAAUCUCAUGCCAAAAGUAAAAUAAAAGUUCUGA